AUGUUUUUACACGAAUUUUAAUCAGGAUCAUAUUUCUAAGUUUUCGAUCCAAAGGAAGUAGAAACUAAAGGAAGCAAAGAAAAGACAGAUCUAUAUAAAAAGUUAUUUAAAAUCAAUUACCCGUUAAAAAGUUCAAGGUUUUUUGAUAAAGAAAUGAAAGGUAAUUGAAUUCUAAUUUCAGGAUUUAUUUACGAAUUUUUGGGUGAUUCAACAAGAAUUUAAUUUCCAAAAUAAGGUGAACUAGGCUUGAUUCAAUAAUUUUUGGUAGUGUAGGUGAAUAUAGAUCUUGGAUUUGUUUGGACAUUAGAAUUAGAUGUUACAGAUACAACAAAAACAAAGAGAAGAAUAGUAUUAACAGAUAGUGUAAAAAGUUUAGAAAAUCAUCACUUUCAUAUCAAAUCUCCAAUUGAUCAUAUUAAAAGAGGAUAAUGGCUUAAUUUAUGCAUAGAUGUUUGGAGUUUUAUGGAAGCAUUUAAAGGAUGUACAUUUCGAUCAAUAGAUUAAAUUAUUAUUGGCUCACCAUGUAAAUUAAGGAAAAUCUACAUUAUGAAAAAUCCUAUUCAGGAUAGUGAAAUUGAUAUUACAAUCACAUAAGGUUUUGCAACAGUUCCAAAAUAAGUUAAUUUUCCUGAAACUUUUCCUUAUUCAAACUAAUUAGUUACCUUUAGAUUAUUGAAUUAUAAUGAGUUUGCUUUAAGUUCUUAAAUUUAAUGCUUACCUAAAAAUCCAGAUAAGUAUAAUAUGAAUAUUUAUAGAUAUGUUUAUGAUGUAAAGUAGCCAAUAGAAGAAAAAUAAAAGAUUGGAAAAUAUAAAUACAGCAAGCCAGAAUCAUCUAUUAAAACUAAGUAAACCUAGAAUCAAUAUUAAUCAUAAAAUUUUUAGAAAUAUGAAAAUAUUGAUUUGGAUGAUAAAUUGUAAUCCUCUUAGAAAUCUGCUGAUUAUGAAUCAGAAGGCAAAGAAAAUCCAUCCUAUUUUGAAGAAGUACCAUAAGAUUAAAAUGAUAACGAAUAAUUGGAAGAUUAUCUAGAGGAUCUAUAUGAUUAAGAAGAAGAGUAUCUAAAAUUAGUGUAUGAUCCCACAUUAAAAUGUUUUUAUGAUCCUUAAACUAAUGAAUAUUAUCAAUUAAAUGAUUAGGAAUGA
Molecule: messenger RNA, 1140 nt
Organism: Paramecium sonneborni
Lineage: Eukaryota; Ciliophora; Oligohymenophorea; Peniculida; Parameciidae
Source: the annotation of a GenBank genome assembly